Caenorhabditis bovis is the source of this 456-nucleotide messenger RNA. Lineage: Eukaryota; Metazoa; Nematoda; Chromadorea; Rhabditida; Rhabditidae. The record is from the annotation of a GenBank genome assembly.
AUGGCACCAACAAAGGCUGCUCCAGCGAAAGGUAAGGUCGCAAAGGCCAUUGACAGCAAGAAGAAGGUCGUAAAGGGAGGAAAUACUCAACAUAAGAAGAAGAUCCGCACGUCGGUUCACUUCCGUCGCCCGAAGACCCUUCGUCUUUCUCGCGCCCCACGCUUCCCACGCAAGUCGGCUCCAGCCAAGAACAAGAUGGAUGCUUUCAAGGUCAUUCAGCACCCAUUGACGACUGAAUCCGCCAUGAAAAAGAUUGAGGAUCACAACACUCUUGUGUUCAUCGUUGACGUCAACGCCAACAAGAACCAGAUCAAGCAAGCCGUCAACAAGCUCUACAACGUCAAGGCCCUUAAGGUCAACACCUUGAUCACCCCACUUCAACAGAAGAAGGCCUACGUCCGCUUGGGAGCUGAGUACGACGCUCUCGACGUCGCCAACAAGAUCGGUGUUAUCUAA